GACUCUUCCGUCUAUCAAUAUACUUCCUAGCACUAGACAAUACAGCACUCAUGAACGAUCGCGCCGUUCAAGCUUGGGAGAACACCGGGGCGAUUGACCCGCAGCUGGCGUCUCUGUUGUACAAUGGACGAAUCCCCGCCGAAAUUCGCCUACUCAUUCUCAAGCUCGCGCUCACAGACACUGUCGAUCAGGCAGUCACGACGAGUCACGAUUGUCGAAUGAAACAGUGCCACGAGGUCGAUCAAAAUCCAGACCUUGACGAUGGGGAGAGUGAUGUAGGAAAUUUUACAGGUCAAAGAGAAUAA
Molecule: messenger RNA, 305 nt
Organism: Pyricularia grisea
Lineage: Eukaryota; Fungi; Ascomycota; Sordariomycetes; Magnaporthales; Pyriculariaceae
Exons: 1
Coding region: 51-305 (84 amino acids)
Source: RefSeq, a predicted model, not a curated record